Brassica rapa (field mustard) is the source of this 3171-nucleotide messenger RNA. Its product is annotated as rho GDP-dissociation inhibitor 1. Gene Ontology annotation, cellular component: cytosol; cytoplasm; membrane. The record is from RefSeq and is a predicted model, not a curated record. Gene Ontology annotation, molecular function: protein binding; Rho GDP-dissociation inhibitor activity. NCBI's taxonomy places the organism in Eukaryota, Viridiplantae, Streptophyta, Magnoliopsida, Brassicales, Brassicaceae. Gene Ontology annotation, biological process: Rho protein signal transduction.
AAAACCGGACAUUAUAAGUUAUGACAUUCUUUGCAAGAAGCAGAGGAAUAAAAUCAGAAAUAUAUUGGCUUUGAGAGAGCUGGCACUCGGAGGCUUUUAUUCUCCUUGCUUACAUCCGAUGCACAACUUAUCUACGCAAAAGUUAAAUUUCAAGAAUGCCUCGAGCUCUGCAAGUUGUUUACGAUUUGAGAAACAAAUUACAUCCGAUGCACAACAAGUUGUUUACCAUAUAUUAUUUCUUAAAUACACUAUUAUAAACGCUAACCCUUAGUUGAUUUUAAGAUUUAUUAGUUACUCAUAGACAACCCAUCUAUGUGGCACCCUAAUAGACCGUCCUCAACGUGUAACCAUUUCAACUCGCGCAUUGUAAGACUCGUACGUACAUAUUUAGCAAAUUCUGAUUUUUGGAGUGGGAUUUACAAAAUAAUAGGAUCACCGCAUGACCAUUUCUUCAAGCUCCAAAUAUACACAUUUCUCAACAAAAAACAACCAAAACUCUCCCUCUUUCAAUUGCCAUCUUUGCGCUUUGCUCGAACCCAACGGUUGACUUUAACUAAGAUCUUAUUAGAUCGGCAAGGAGAUUUUGUUUUCGUUUGUAUUGUUCUGGUAGGAGGGAGGAACCAAUAUGGGUCUGGAUGAUGAAAAUAAGAAAGGAGAAGCUUCAGGAGAAACAUCAGAUAGAGAAAAUAGGCUAAGCAGAAUGAACAGUGAAAGCUCCUUGUCUGAAGAAGACGAAGAGAGGAAGCCCGAACUCGGCCCCAUGAUCGCUCUCAAAGAACAGCUCGAGAAAGAUAAGGAUGAUGAAAGCUUGAGGAGAUGGAAGGAGCAGCUUAUCGGGGUCGUGGAUUUUGAAGACGUCGGAGAGACACCGGAUCCUGUAGUAAAGAUCCUACACUUGACAGUUAGGUCUCCAGACAGAGAGGAGAUGGUGUUGACGAUACCUGAUGAUGGAGUGCCAAACCCAAAAGGUCCUUGGUUCACCAUAAAGGAAGGAUCCAAGUACACACUUGUCUUCAACUUCCGUGUCACCAACAAUAUCGUUUCGGGCCUUCGCUACAACAAUACCGUUUGGAAAACCGGUGUCAAGGUGGAUAGUACGAAAGCAAUGCUUGGAACGUUUAGUCCUCAAGCUGAGCCUUACCAACAUGUAAUGCCUGAAGAAACGACGCCGUCUGGUAUUUUCGCUAGAGGAUCCUAUUCCGCAAGGACGAAGUUCGUUGAUGACGAUAAUAAGUGCUACUUGGAGAUCAACUACACCUUCGACAUCCGCAAGAAUUGGCAAUGAUCCACCUAAUUCAACACCUUCUUAAGUCCAAAACAUACAGACCGAAGCUCUUUUGAUAAUAUUCAUUUUUUUCUACCUUACAUUAUUUGACUUCAGACUAGAAAACUUGUUUAGCUUUGGAUUAAAUGAUCAUGAAUAAAAUUUAUCGUACGAGUAUUAAUCUAAUUUCCUCUUCACUUCUCUCGUGAUCUUUCUAUCUUGUAGAGUAUUUAUGGGCAAUGUUAUUAACAAUUAGAAAGUGAAAGAAUCGUUUGUCUUGAUUCUCCACAAUAACCAAAAACCAAACAAAUUGUCUCCAUUUCAGUCCCAAGAAGCUAAACGAUCGAAGGUGGGAUUCUUGCACUACAAGAAAGCAGAUGGAUUUAAUCGAACUCCGUCGGAAAUUUUUGAGAAAUUAUGACGGAAAAGGGUUCUAACUGACAUAUUUCCAAUGAACUACCGACAUAUAUUGCUGUAAGAAUUAGUCAUUAGUAUUUCGUUGGAAAGAACUUCCGAAAACUUCCUGGUCGUAGGAAUUAUUCGUGGUCGUCGGAAAUUAUUCCGAGGAAAAUUUUUGUCGGAAAUUACUUUCGACAACACUGGUGCGUCAGAAAGGUUGUUGUCGGGAAAUUCCGAAGAAACUUUUCGGCAGUAUAUUUCUGACGGGAUGAUACUGUUGGAUUUUCUUGACGGGAUAUCCGACCGAAUAUUUGUCAGAAAUGUCAGACUGAACUGUUUCGUCGGAAUUUUCCUGAUCAAAUCUCUUUUCGUUGGAAAUGGUUUAAAUUUAUUUAUAUAUUUAAUUUUUAAUUAAUACAACAGAGCCACACUUGUUUGAAAAAACAAGACUUAGCUUUCGUUAAUCUAUCAUAAUGUAAAUAAAAUUUCAAUUAUGUGUAAAAAAUACCUUCAUGUUAUUUAAUUGGAUUGUUAAAGAGAUGAAGUUGUACAUUCUCUUGUAAUUUUUCUACUGUCACCAAAUGGCUACACAUACAUUACAGAAAAGCAAAUUAAUAUCCAAAUGAGAAUUAAAAGAAAAUUAAUAGUUAGUUUGCUCAAAAAAAUUCAUUUAUUUUGUUUUGAACUUUUUGUUGAGUUUAUACUUUAUAGAUGUUCUCAUUUCGAGCUUCACGAUCAUGUUUUGGUUGGUUGAGAGGGUUCUGUACUUUAGAUCCUUUGGAUCUUCCUCCAAUGGAUAUCACAAUAUCUCCAUCUUCAUACAUGUCGGCCAAUGAAAGUAACAUAACUACAGCAACAAAAUCAGAAAGCUUGUGUUUUUAAAGUCAACAAGUUGAAAUUCAAAACUUUGCCUAAAUAGGCAACUCUUGCAUGUUUCAUGAUAUUUAAGAAUCUUUCUUCUCUAAGUAAAAAUUUGACCAUUUGUUGUUGUUAUUAUUUUAUAUAGUGUGUUUGGUUAAUAUUUAUAUGAUAUGUGUUUUGUAUUGUUUGUGCAUAAGUUUCUUUCCACACACAAAUCUCUCAAACUAGAAUAUUUUAGAAUUUUUUUUAGAAAUAUUAGUAACAACCGUUUGUCAAAGACUGACAUAAGAAAAUGUAAAUAACAUGAUUUGAUAUGAUUCUCAAAUCGAUAAAUAACCAUCUCAAAUCGAUAAAUAAAAGAAACCGUACCGGUAUUUUGCUUCGAGCUUCUUGACGUUGAGCUUCUUCCUUGUCCUCAUGGGCAUCUCCCCUCCCUUUUUGUCCUCUCCCUCUUUGUCUUCCUCCCUCUUAGUCCUCUCCCUCUUUGUCUUCCUCUUCUUCUUUCAUGACACGUUUUGCUUGAUUUAGAGGGUUUAGUUUAUUUUUUAUCAAAUACUAAGCGAAAAUAAUAUAGUUAAAAUAUUAAUCUGAAGAAACUUAUGCACAAACAAUACACAAACACAUAUCAUAAAAAGAUCAUGAAACCU